UCCGUUUUCUCUUUUGUUGCCUUCCUAAUUAAAAUUAAAUAGUAAAAAUUAAUUUUGAUUCUUUUUCGUACUAUCAAUACUUGCCUUUUCUAUAUGGUAUCUAACAUUACUAAAUCUAAUUUCAACAAAAACGAGUUAAAUUUGAUGUGAAAAGGAAAACCCCAAAAAAAUGAUCUUUGCUUAUUAAACAACCAGAGGCUACAUAAAUAAGGAAGGGCCGAUUCCUGUUUUUAUUUGCUAUUCUCAGCUUUGCUUCAUCUCUGUUACACCCAUGGCCUCUUCUUCAAUCCAACAAGGUGGAGAAAUGGAUCUAGAGGAAGGACUAGGUACUCCACAGCCAAGUUGGAAUCCAGUCAUUGAAGCGUCAAAAAUGCCAUCCCCAUCGUUGACUUCAACAGCUCCGACCCUGAUCCUACCGAGUUCCGCAAAGUGUAUUGAUAGGAUGGCGAGCAGCCUCUCCAGUUCAAGUAUCAACUCGGCAACACCAUCACCGUCCUCAACAGUAAAGGCCCCAGCUUUGGUCCUAUCGAAUUCCAGCAAGCGGAUUGACAGGAUGUCUAGUAGCCUCUCCAGUUCCAGUUCCGGCACUGCCGAACCCUCGGUAACACCAUCACCAUCAUCUACAGCAACAGCCCCAGCUCUGGUGCUAUCGAAUUCUGGCAAGCGCAUUGAUCAGGCUGGCAAAAGGAAAUAUGUGAAGCAGGUAACAGGUCGCCAUAAUGACACUGAGCUGCACUUGGCAGCACAGCGUGGUGACCUGGCAUCUGUAAAGCAGAUUCUUGCAGAUAUUGAUUUGCAGAUGAUGAGGACUGCAAGUGGGGAAGAUCUCGACAUGGAGGUCUCCGAGAUUCAAGCAAGUGUGGUGAAUGAAAUAAAUGAAUUGGGUGAGACAGCCUUGUUUACUGCUGCCGAUAAAGGAUAUCUUGAUGUUGUCAAGGAGUUGUUAAAAUACUCUAAUAAAGAGACUGUGACUAAGAAGAAUAAAACUGGGUUUGAUCCCUUGCAUAUUGCUGCGAGUCAAGGGCACCAUGCUAUUGUCCAAGUGCUGCUAGAUCAUGACCCUAGUCUGUGCCAGACUUUUGGGCCAUCGAAUGCGAACCCCCUUGUCUCUGCAGCUACCAAAGGGCAUACGGCGGUAGUCAAUGAGCUGUUAUUGAGGGAUGGUGGCUUGCUAGAGAGUACAAGAUCAAAUGGGAAAAACGCAUUACAUCUAGCUGCUCGACAAGGGCAUGUUGAUGUCGUAAAAACUUUGCUAUGCAAAUAUCCUCAAUUGGCAAGAAGAACCGACAAGAAAGGACAGACUGCAUUGCACAUGGCUGUUAAAGGACAGAGCUGUGAGGUUGUGAAGUUGCUUCUCGAGGCAGAAGCUGCUAUUGUGAUGCUUCCGGACAAGUUUGGGAACACAGCAUUGCAUGUAGCCACUCGGAAAAAGAGAGCUGAGAUAGUAAGUGAGUUGUUGCGCCUACCCGAUACAAAUGUCAAUGCACCCAACCGAGACCAUAAAACAGCCCUGGACAUAGCUGAGGGGCUUCCCCUCUCUGCAGAAUCCUCGGAUAUAAAGAGCUGCCUUUGUCGUUGUGGUGCUCUCCGAGCUAACGAACUGAAUCAACCGAGAGAUGAGUUGAGGCUGACGGUGACACAAAUUAAGAAAGAUGUCCACACACAGCUCGAACAAACCAGAAAAACCAACAAAAAUGUUCAUAAUAUCUCGAAGGAACUCAGAAAACUCCACCGGGAAGGAAUUAACAAUGCCACGAAUUCAGUGACUGUAGUGGCUGUUCUAUUCGCAACAGUUGCUUUCGCUGCUAUAUUUACUGUGCCAGGAGGGGAUCAAGAUAGUGGAGUCGCUGUGGUGGCAAGCUCUUGUUCUUUCAAGAUUUUCUUCAUCUUCAAUGCUAUUGCUCUCUUCACGUCUUUGGCGGUUGUGGUGGUACAAAUUACGUUGGUUAGAGGUGAAACAAAAGCGGAGAAACAGGUCGUGGAAGUGAUUAACAAGUUGAUGUGGUUGGCUUCGGUCUGUACUUCGGUUGCUUUUAUGGCCUCCUCGUAUAUAGUGGUUGGGCGGAAACACGAGUGGGCUGCGAUUUUGGUUAGCGUGGUAGGGGGUAUGGUAAUGGGUGGGGUUAUCGGCACCAUGACUUACUAUGUAGUGAAAUCAAAGAGGAGUAGAAGGAAGAGGGUAAAGAAUUCGAGGAGGAGUGGAUCCAACUCUUGGCAUCGUUCGGACGCGAGUAAUUCCGAAGUUGAAGUUGAUCGGAUUUAUGCUCUCUGAUUUCGAAAACGGGAAGGGAGUCCAAUUACAUAGAAGAUGGGAUUUAAAUGAGGAAGGCUUCAUUUGGAAUGCCGGUGGUGGUUGUUCAUAAGCCGAUACGAAUUCAGAUGUGGUGGGCCAGUCAGCAUUGUGGAGGAUUUUUAACUGCGCCUUGAAAAUGUAGGGUUAAACUGUUUUUUGGCACAAAAGGAACAAUGAUUCCUGAAAUUAAACAAACAUUUUGUGCCCAGUGGGUGUGAGUAAAUAUUAAAGAGAGGUAAAAUGGGAUUGUUUUAUAAGUAGACAGCCGGGAGGUUUGCCUAGAAUCAGCCACCCUUGAAAGAGUGCAUAAUAGCUAUUUAUCAAAGUUGUGGGAUGUAAAAAUGCAUGAGUAGGGGAGCAUUCUGCCUUAGGGGAAGCAUCUACAUGAGCGGGAGCGAACAAAGCGGAAGCAAGAAUGUCGGCUUGAGUAAUAAAUGCUGCAACAACCACCCCCAACUCCAACUUUUGGGUGCUCAAAAUUUUCAUAUAUUUAAAGAUAUUUUUCUAAUAAAAAAUUCCUUUUCAUAACAAAA
Molecule: messenger RNA, 2826 nt
Organism: Gossypium raimondii (Peruvian cotton)
Lineage: Eukaryota; Viridiplantae; Streptophyta; Magnoliopsida; Malvales; Malvaceae
Product: ankyrin repeat-containing protein ITN1
Exons: 4
Coding region: 272-2272 (666 amino acids)
Cellular component (GO): plasma membrane
Molecular function (GO): protein phosphatase regulator activity; protein phosphatase 1 binding
Source: RefSeq, a predicted model, not a curated record